Molecule: messenger RNA, 579 nt
Organism: Coregonus clupeaformis (lake whitefish)
Lineage: Eukaryota; Metazoa; Chordata; Actinopteri; Salmoniformes; Salmonidae
Product: ladderlectin-like
Exons: 5
Coding region: 1-489 (162 amino acids)
Molecular function (GO): signaling receptor activity
Source: RefSeq, a predicted model, not a curated record
AUGGACUUUGAGCAGGCUUUGCAUCUGGGAGCUAAGGUGGCAGAGGAGGCCGUAGCGGCAGCAGAGAACAGGAACCAAUGCCCCACAGGCUGGUUCCAAUUUGGAUCGCGCUGCUUCAAGUACAUCGAGAAUGCAAGGACAUGGCCCCUAGCAGAGCGCCACUAUGUGUCCCUUGGAGCAAACCUGGUGUCUGUGCACAGCUCUGCGGAGGAUCAGUUUCUACAGGUUGUGGUGGGGUGCAAGGCUGGCGGUUUCUCUCCUACCUGGAUUGGAGGAUUUUAUGCUGUUCAGGACAGGCUAUGGUUUUGGAGUGACGGCUCCAAAUUUGAUUACCAGAACUGGAAGAAAGGAGAGCCCAAUAAUAGCGGUGGCAGAGAGCCAUGUAUGGUGAUGAACUGGGGAGAUGAAUACUGCUGGAACGAUAUAAACUGUGGAAACAGCUUUCCCUCUGUGUGCUCCAAAAGAAUCUGUGAAAUCCAGAGAAACUGAAACCAUAAAUGCUACUCCAUAGUGUCAGCAUCCAACUGAACACUUUUUAUGGUAAAGUCAAAUAUUUAGUAAAGUUUAUUUGUUGCUGUA